Molecule: messenger RNA, 1344 nt
Organism: Bolinopsis microptera
Lineage: Eukaryota; Metazoa; Ctenophora; Tentaculata; Lobata; Bolinopsidae
Product: doublesex- and mab-3-related transcription factor A2-like
Exons: 7
Coding region: 1-1179 (392 amino acids)
Biological process (GO): regulation of transcription by RNA polymerase II; sex differentiation
Cellular component (GO): nucleus
Molecular function (GO): DNA-binding transcription factor activity, RNA polymerase II-specific; RNA polymerase II cis-regulatory region sequence-specific DNA binding
Source: RefSeq, a predicted model, not a curated record
AUGAUCACCACGCACCCGUACAACUUUAGUUCCGAUGUGGAACGUCCUUCUCGUGCCCCAACUUGUGCCCGAUGCAGGAACCACGGAGUUUCCCUCCUACUUAAGGGCCACAAGAGGUACUGUCCGUGGAGGGACUGCGAGUGUAGCAAGUGUAGCCUUAUCAUCCAACGAAGACAGGUGAUGGCAGCACAAGUCGCUCUUAGGAGACAGCAGGCACAGGAGGAAUCAAUGAGAUUACACCUUGGACUUAGCCUGGGUUUUUACCCGUCUCAACAAAUCAGUCAGGAUCCCAACAAUACCUCACCCGGAGGUGAUGCCAACACUUCUCCUCGACCUGGUGACCAAGUCAUGAAGGAGUCCGGUUCUCCUUCCUCGACAUCACCCGCACCCACUCAACGUACUGAAGCUGAACAACAAGAAUUAAACAACAGCCAGAACAGAAGUCCCGCCCGGAAAAGAUCACCCUUGGAAUUGUUGAUGGCGCUAUUCCCCGAACACGCAGCUGAAAAUAUUCAGGCUGCACUAAUCGCCUGUCAAAACGAGGAGAUCCGCACUAUAGAGUACCUCUUGACAAUCCGUCGCCAGAGUGGCAUGGCGGAGAAGAGACCCCGAAACUCCCCACCAGUCACCAACCCCGUAACCUCCACCACCCCCACUACUCAGGAGACCAUCAUCCCUCAAACCACAACCUCUCUCCAGCUCCCGCCCAUAUCGCUCAAGAACAUGCAGCUGACGGCGUUCUCCCCGGUGAUGCCGAGGAAGCGGCCAUCGCUCUGUCUAUCAGGAAUAGAGUACCUUACCAACCCUAACCUCUCCAGCUCCAAGCUGUCCAGCUUCGUCUCCAACAUUCCCAAGUUCUCGGUCCCUGAGCGAGAAGUUCCUAUCGCCACUGGGAAUUCCCCGGCCACGGGCACCGACCAGCCGACAUUCUCCCUCAGCAACCUGAUGACACAGAACUUUUCUCUCUUGGGAGGACCUCACAAAACCCCAACUUUCCCGACUGUCUCCCAGACAAACCCCCUCCUCAACUUCCUGCCCUCUUUCUCGACCACCAAGUUCCAGACCAGUGGAACUUUCACUAACUCCUUUACCAAUACUACCACCCCUUCCUUCGUCUCGAACUCCCAGCCAGGGGAAAUCCCCAAACCGGAUCUCCUGAUGCAGACCAUGACCAGGUGAAAUGGACAAUUUCUCUGAGGAACAGUAUGUGUUUCUCUGAGAAGCAGUACGUGAUUUUUCGGAGACAGUGAAGUAUACUUGCUUCUCUCCUGAUGCUAGACAGUGACCGGCUCCAGGAUCUAAUUUUAGUUAGAGACAGAAGCCACGUCUGUAAUAAGAGAGAGA